AUGGGAUUCCCUAUGCACGUUAAAAGGAGGACAACAUUGAUGAAAGUCAAGUGGAAUAAACCAGAUAGAGGAUGGAUCAAAAUUAACACUGAUGGAGCAAGCAAAGGUAACCCAGGGCCAGCUAGUGCGGGAGGCAUUGCUAGGGACGAGAGAGGAGCAGCAAUUUUCGGCUUCUAUGAGUUCAUUGGAGAAGCAACUAAUGUGUAUGCAGAAGUGUACGGUCUUUUUAAAGCUCUCCAAAUCUAUCAAACGGAAAAUUUGAAUCGCAUUUGGAUUGAGAUGGAUGCCAUCAAUACCAUUCGUCUGAUUAAGGAACCCUCUAAAGCUACUGCUGCUUUCUCUUCUGCUGCAGCUGCGGCUGCUUUCUUUUCUGCUGCUGUUGCUGCGGCUGCUUUCUCUUCUGCUGCUGAAAUGGAGUGGACAGAAAAUGAAAGCAAACCCACAGCUACGCUGGCUGCAGCGGCCAAUUCUGCUGCGUUUGACGCUACCCUACACCCUACACCCUACACCCUAAACCCUAAACCACGAGGUGACGCAGGCGCGGUGCCGGGGGUGGCAUCGAGCGGCGGCGGCCAAGGAGGGGAAGCCACUCUAAAAAACGGCAUUAACGCGUCGCAUGUGAAUUCCUUCCGUAUUUCUGCGGUAAUCGAUUGUUUAGCGCUUCAUGUACGCAGCCACCACAAGGGUGACGCCGUUGAGUUCUUAAACCUAUGCCUUUCCCUCGCUAGAGGUAUUGAUUUUGCCAUUGCAAACCAUGAGGUUCCAAGUAGAGCUGAAGAGUUGCCUUCACUAGUAAAGCAGGUGUGCCAAUGUAAAAAUGAUACCCUCCUUCUAGCAGCUAUUACGGUCCUGAUGAUUUCCAUUAAGAAUGCUUGCCAAAGUGGGUGGUUCCCAGAUAGAGAUUCUGAAGAGCUCAUAAAUUUGACAAAGGAGAUCGCAAACAAUUUUGGUAGCGUAUCGCAUUUUAAUGUUGAGCCAGUCUGUUCUGUUUCUGUUAUCUCAACAAUCAUGUCAAGAUUCUAUCCAAGAAUGAAAAUGGGACAUAUGUAUGUUUUUCUCGAAGUCAAGCCUGGAUUUGAUGCUUAUAUGAGUGAUUUCCAUUCAAAGAAUCUAAUGUCUUCUCCAGGGGACAAGAUAAGGUUAUUUGUUGCUCAAACCUACAGUAUUGAGACAUCUUACUGCCUCAUUAGCCCCCCCAAAGUGAACUUUCUCUUGAACGGAAAGGCGGUGGAGAGGAGGAGUAGUCUUGUCAUGGAUACUGGUCCACAGAUACCAACAGCAGUUACACAUUUGCUGAAAUAUGGGUUGAAUCUCCUUCAGGCUGUGGGGGAAUUUAAUGGAAACUAUUUGGUUGUAGUUGCUGUCAUGAGUGAGAUGCCAAAAGCUGAUAGUAAUGCACUUCAAGAUUAUGAGCAGCAUGCUCCUUCAACUGUGGAUUCAGAUUUUGAAAUAAUUGAGGAGCCAUCACGGAUAUCACUGAAUUGCCCUAUUAGCAUCAGGCGUAUCAGAACUCCUGUCAAAGGACAUUCUUGCAAGCAUAUUCAGUGUUUUGAUUUUGAUAACUAUGUGGACAUAAAUUCAAGAAGACCCUCCUGGCGCUGUCCGCACUGUAAUCAACAUGUCUGCUUUGCUGAUAUUCGUAUUGACCAAAAAAUGGUGAAGGUACUGAAAGAAGUUGAAGCAAAUGUCUCCGACAUAGUUUUCUCCUCAGACGGGUCAUGGCAAGCUGUUAAGAACAGUGAUGCUGCGAUUUAGAAACCAGAGAAGAAGACCUCUAUCACUAAAAACAAUGACUCUCUAGAGCCUGUGGAUGUAUUGGAUCUCACUCAGACUGAUGAUGCAAUGGAUAAUACCAUCACUUGUGAAACCGAAGACAGAAAACUUUCGCAAACUGCUUGUCAAAGUCAAUCUGUGACGCAGACUAUGGCAGUCAACCCCAUUAUUGCCAACACAAAUUAUGUUAAUACAAGUAGCACUGAUGUUGAGUAUGACUUUUGGUCUGGAGUUUAUUUAUCAACCUUUGGACUGGCGUCAUCAAAUUUUCCAUCGAGUGAACUGCUUGCUGCCGUUUCUGUCUCCACUUCAAAUUUUAUUGCAUCACCUCCUGGUUUGACUGAUUCCUUUGUUAGUCCAAAUGGAGAAGUUGAGGCUUUCCCUGGUAAUUCUUUAAUGCCCGCCUUUGUGCCGCAAAGUGAAGCCUCUUUGCCAAAUACAUCACAAUUGCAGCAGUGUCAAUUUGGAAAUGCAACUAUUACUAAUGAGUACAGGAGGCUCCAAUCCAUACUGAGGCAUAUAACCAGAAUACCAAGUGCAGUUCAGGCCCUUCCUGCUCAAGCCUCAAGUUCUGUCCUUCAACAAAUGUCUAGAGAUAAUGUCAAUGCUCUUAUCCAUAAUGGCUUUUCAGCAGCUUCACAAGCCUCACCUGCUUCACCAAUGAUCUCCAACCCAGUGCUUCAUCCAAAUCCGCUUCAGCUGUCACAGAUGUCUUCCUCACCAUUACAUCACUAUCCUCGUAUACAGCAAACUCGUCCAUUUCCCUAUGUUUCACCGCCACAGCAAAACAUCAACUUUCAGGCCUCACGUCAGGUCCCAAACGCCCCGAGAGUCUUGAACCAAAGAUCAAGUCAGCAGAUAACGAACUUCAUGAUGCCUCGAUCAAUGAGCCAAUCUCUGGACAUGAACAUAUCAUCAAUCCAAUCACCUGCCAGCUUGUUGCGGACCCAAAGCGAUGUGGGAGUUUCACAAGACAGAAUUGUUCAUACAACAGAAUUAGUCAGUGGUCAACACCCUCCUAGAACCGCGCUUGCUGAAGGCUUCCCACAAUGAAAAGGAACUGGUAGACACUCCUGGAAAAUCUGUUGAACAGGAAAGUUCAAACCUAGAACCAAAGAAGAAAGUUCAUGAUGCAUGGAAAAAUGCUGCGGAAGUGAGACUGUGAGAGACAGGAAGAAGGAAAGAGAUGCUGAUGUAGAACCAGAAAGAC
This is a messenger RNA of Sesamum indicum (sesame), 2983 nucleotides long. Its product is annotated as E4 SUMO-protein ligase PIAL2-like. Gene Ontology annotation, biological process: protein sumoylation. Gene Ontology annotation, molecular function: zinc ion binding; SUMO ligase activity. The record is from RefSeq and is a predicted model, not a curated record. Gene Ontology annotation, cellular component: chromatin. NCBI's taxonomy places the organism in Eukaryota, Viridiplantae, Streptophyta, Magnoliopsida, Lamiales, Pedaliaceae.